Paramacrobiotus metropolitanus is the source of this 1126-nucleotide messenger RNA. Its product is annotated as orcokinin peptides type A-like. Bases 222 to 698 code for a protein of 158 amino acids. The transcript is spliced from 3 exons. The record is from RefSeq and is a predicted model, not a curated record. NCBI's taxonomy places the organism in Eukaryota, Metazoa, Tardigrada, Eutardigrada, Parachela, Macrobiotidae.
GGAAUAUGGCUGCGGAGUUGUGACUGUGUAAGCGCCUUCUUUUGACCAUAUUAAUCGGGAUUGUCUGGAGCGGUGAGACCUGGUGACCUAUCCACUUGGUUUGCGACUUAAACGGUUUGAGUGGUCAUCCAUAAACACCUUUUGGGAGUGAGCAGCUUUGCGGGUUCAAAGCUCUCCACUAGAUACUUAUUCUACAACGCCUUUCGUCAACAGCAAUCAAGAUGCCGUCGUGGAUAACGGGAUUCGGCUACAAUGUUGUGAUCGCGCUUGUCUCCGUUGCCAUAUGUCACGCCCUUAUUGAUGAAAAUCUGCGCGAAGAGCGCGGCUUUGAUUCCUUAAUCGGCGGCGGUCUGGGACGUGACCUUAGUCAUACACUGCGUAAAUCCCAGCUUAAUCAGCGCUCACGGAUGGAUUCCCUGACAGGCUUCGGUCUGGGGCGGAGCUUUGACAACGACUACAUCCUCUACCAGUAUCCACCGUGGGCGGCCAUGCAGCGUCCGUACAGCAUCCCGGCCACGGAAGUAUCCAAACGUGGAUUUGAUCCCAUCGAUUCGGCGAGCGGAUUCGGCGGAUUCUCCAAGCGUAACUUCGACCAAUUGGACCGACCCGGCUUCGGAGAGCUGAGCAAGCGGUCUAUGGGCAAACGGAACUUUGACACGUUGGACCGACCUGGCUUCGGGUCAUUCUCCCGGCGAUGAGAGUGGAAUGCCGGUGCUGACAGUGACUGCAAAAUUAUAUGAAUCUGCUGCCUUUUUAGCGUCGAAAAAUUCCCCAGCUUCACAAGAUCGGCCAGUGCAUGAUGAUGCUUUACGCUUGUUUUACCCAAACCUGUGAAAUAACGUUCUAAUUAUUGCUUUACAUACGUACACGUGCAGUUUAAUAAUGUAUUUAAAUUGAGUAGGUACAUAAAAUGCAACAUCGUUGUAAGUUUUGUUUUGCUACAAUUGAAGUUACUGAACGGAGGCGAUAGGAUUUUUCAUGUUAGUCGUAUACCUUAUUAUUAGUUAUUGAAAAUUUAUCAGUCUCGCUCGUUUACAUUUUGUAUGUACAAAAUGUAUAAUUACAGCAAAUUCAUAGCUGGAAAGCUUCGCUUAUAUUUAUUUAACGAUAAAUUGGUCGUAAUGCA